AUGUACACCCCGCUGUUCUGGGUGUUUCCUACGUCGAAGUUGGUGUAUCAAGAAAUCGAAGCCACGAAAGCGGCCAACGGGCAACUCGGACCAACACGUGAGGAUUAUGGAGCAACGCCAACUGCAAUCUCGGAGGAUAUUUCUACCAUCCGGGAUGCCCGCGACAAGGCACACCUCAAACGCAACGGGGCUGCACGAAUUGCCGAAUGCGCCAGCUGGAUCACUGUGCAUGCUCGAGACAUCCAGUGGAACCCCAAGAAGCUUGACCGCAUGACGCAGUUGAUGGAGCCAGUAGAAACAUAUCGAAAAGACAGCAUUCGAAGCGUCAACAAACGAAACGCGAGUUGA
Molecule: messenger RNA, 348 nt
Organism: Aphanomyces astaci
Lineage: Eukaryota; Oomycota; Saprolegniomycetes; Saprolegniales; Verrucalvaceae
Exons: 1
Coding region: 1-348 (115 amino acids)
Source: RefSeq, a predicted model, not a curated record